AUGUCUUAUCCCAAAGCUACUUCCGCAUCUGUUCCUUUCAUCAAGCUUAGUUCUGGUCAUUCAAUCCCUCAGGUUGGCUUAGGCGUCUAUUUGACCGGCACUGAUGUUGCCGCUAAGGUUGUCAAGGAAGGCCUGGAGGUUGGUUAUCGCCAUGUUGACAGUGCUGCCAUCUAUGGUAACGAAUCUGAAGCUGCUCAAGGUAUUCUCGAGUUUCUGAGUGAAAACCCCGCAAUUAAGCGGAGUGACAUUUUUUUCACCACUAAAGUCUGGGAGGCUGACCAUGGCUACGACGAGGCCAAAGCUGCAAUUGCAAAAUCCCUUGAAAGAAUUGGUGGUUUAGGCUACAUUGACCUAUUGCUCAUUCACUCUCCUCGUGCUCCGAUUACCGUUGAUGAAAAGGCCGAUGAGGCCACCCAGCUUGCAGCAAAGCGUGAGAAACGCUUGGGCACUUGGCGUGCAUUCCAAGAAGCCGUUGAUCAAGGAAUUGUCAAGUCCAUUGGUGUUUCCAACUACGGUGUGGCUCAUCUUGAGGAGCUACUGGCAUGGGACGGACUCCGCAUCAAGCCUGUCGUCAAUCAAAUUGAACUUCAUCCAUGGCUUCAGCGCACUGAACUUGUUGAGUUUGGUCGCAAACAUGGAAUUCUUCCGGAAGCCUACUCUCCACUUACUCGUGGUCAAAAGCUCAAGGAUCCCAUUGACAAGGAUUUAGUCGCUCUUGCUCAAAAGUACAAACGAUCUCCUGCUCAGAUUCUUAUUCGUUGGUCCGUCCAACAGGGUUUCAUUACCCUUCCCAAGAGUGUUCACAUUGACCGUCUUGUUGAAAAUUUCGAUAUCUGGGACUUUGAAUUGACUGAGGAGGACGCCAAUAGUAUUGGUGGCAAAGAGCUUUACGGAAUCACAGGUUGGGAUCCCACUGUUGCUCUCUAA
Magnusiomyces paraingens is the source of this 927-nucleotide messenger RNA. RefSeq lists its product as uncharacterized. The record is from RefSeq and is a predicted model, not a curated record. Lineage: Eukaryota; Fungi; Ascomycota; Dipodascomycetes; Dipodascales; Dipodascaceae. The coding region runs from base 1 to 927 and encodes 308 amino acids. Gene Ontology annotation, molecular function: oxidoreductase activity. The transcript has a single exon.